AAAGUGCCAUGCAGGAAUUAACUGUGGGAGAGUUGCUGUUGGGGACAGCUUGCUGUGAAACUGUGUUAUUUCAGCUUAUUUGCUCUUUGUUAAGUUUCCUCCCCUUAUCCAUUGUGAUUUUUGGGGCAUGUGAUAGUUUAACUGUCGUAAUGAAAGGCCUGAGGCGUAUGACGAUGUGGGUCAGUAGGGCCUUUAUCAACAAGUAGAGGCUUCUAAUUCCUGAAGUGAAAUCCUCUUAGGAUCUAUGCUCUAUUUCUGUUGGGUCUAUAGGGUCUUUUUUGAAAUCUCCAUUAGACUAAGCUCAUUGGCUGGAAAAGACACAUGCGUGCACACAAAAACACACACCGUCCAGCAACAGAUCAGCUCAGCUCAGUGUAGACCAGUGCAAGGUUAGCUACUGACACAAAGCGAGGACUUCACUGUGACUGUGGGAGGUCGCUAACCAGAAACAUGUCUGACAAAAUGCUUGAUUUGGAAGAGACCGCUACCCAGACAGGUCCAAAAGGAGUCAUCAAUGACUGGAGGAGGUUUAAGUUGGAAAGCAUGGACCAGGAAAACUUGCCACCUGCAAAAAGAGAGCUGAUGAGACAAAUGUCAUCCCCGGGCAGGCCAAAAGAUGACGGCAAAUCAAACGUUAACCGCAAGAUGAGUGUCCAAGAGUACGAGAUGCUUAAGGAGGAGGAUGAGGGAUGUCUAAAGAAAUACAGAAAGCGGUGCAUGCAGGAUAUGCAUGAUAAACUCAGCUUUGGGCCCAGGUUUGAAGGUGUGCAUGACCUGGUCAGUGGAGAGACCUUCCUUGAGGUCAUCGAGAAGGAGCAUUACAGCACAGUGGUGGUAGUCCACAUCUACAAGGCUGGGGUAAAAGGUUGUGAGGAGGUCAACAGCUGCCUCGACUGCCUGGCCACCGAGUACCCCGCUGUAAAGUUCUGCAGGAUCGAUGCUGUCGCGUCCGGUGCUUCAGAGCGGUUCUCUGAUGAGGUUUUGCCAACGCUGCUGGUGUACAAGGCCGGAGAACUACUAGGGAACUUCCUGGCCUGUACGCAGCACCUAACCGAGGAGUUCUUCGCCACCGAUGUGGAGGCCUUCCUCAACAGCUACGGCCUGCUGCCAGAGAAAGAGUUGGCUGGUGUGGAAGACGAAGAGGAAAAUGAUGUAGAGUAAGCACAGAGUUUGGCUGCUGAGGAAGAAAGGAAGUUGAAAGACAAUAUGACAUAAGACAAAUAGAAAACCAUAACAUCUCCACUAGCUCACUAGUGUUUGAGAAUUGUUCUCUUAGGGACAAAAUGUAUCUGAUGUCCCAGAUAUGAGUGUGGGCUACAGUAAGGUGAGGAGAUUCACCGUUUAUUUAUGAAAAAGUAUAUCUCAAAUCCUCUCCCUCCAAACAAAAGCCAAAACAAGCUAACUGUAAUUUAAAAUAAUUGUAAUGUUUUAUUUUGUAAAGAUAGAUAUAAUUAUAUGCUGUAUGUACUCAUAAAAAUGUAUUAAUUCAAGGACUUUUUUAUAGCAUGUUGUUUGGGUUGAUCUGUACACAAGUUAUUUAUAAAUCCAGGGUUUGUACAAAGUGACAUCUUCAAAUGUGAUACAAUAUUUAAACACAUGUAUACUUCAGUUCUCUGUGGUGUUUAUGCCAAGAUUUAAAGAACCUUUAAAGGGCUAAAUAGGACAGGGAAUCUUAAUACUUAAGAGGCCAAAGCACUCUGGAUGUGGAAACAUUUUUGUGUAAACAUGUCUUCCAUCUGUCCAGUACAACAUUACCUUCCCUCGCUUCUGAAGCCAGUGUGGUGGGAGGUCCAUAUUGUUUCUGGAAAAUUCAUUCAUGAGCCUCUGGUAUUUUACCAUCAUCAGUGACAAGAAAGGAAAUCGUGAGUCUUGGGUUUUCUUAGUGCGACUCAGCAUGACGGCCAAUAUCAUCAUCGUCAUAUUCGAUUUUGCUAUGGGUUUGGUAACUAUUUUAAACUUGAAUAUGUUGAAACAUAGUCUACUAUACAUGUUGUCAAGAAUAAAAAAUAAUAAUAAAAUGACAUAAAAUAUU
This is a messenger RNA of Sebastes umbrosus (honeycomb rockfish), 2032 nucleotides long. It is a transcript of the gene pdcb, whose product is annotated as phosducin b. Gene Ontology annotation, biological process: regulation of G protein-coupled receptor signaling pathway. The record is from RefSeq and is a predicted model, not a curated record. The coding region runs from base 451 to 1161 and encodes 236 amino acids. The transcript is spliced from 6 exons. Lineage: Eukaryota; Metazoa; Chordata; Actinopteri; Perciformes; Sebastidae.